AUGUCAGCUGAACCAAGAAAAAUUCUUUUGUUAAUUAAUGGUGUUUCAUCACAUCCAGAAAGUUAUGAAUCUUCUUACAUUAAACAACAUCUUUUGCCACCUUAUAUGACAUCUUGUUUGCAACUAUAUGAUACUGAAAUUAACAAUUCGUUUAAAGCUCACUAUUGGAAAUUAUUUCUUCAAAAUCUAGUAAAUGCUUUUAAUAAUGAAGAAGAAAUACCUAAACUUAGUAUCUUAGAUGCAAUCAAAUUUAUUACAGAAAA
Messenger RNA from Racocetra fulgida, 263 nucleotides. NCBI's taxonomy places the organism in Eukaryota, Fungi, Glomeromycota, Glomeromycetes, Diversisporales, Gigasporaceae. The record is from the annotation of a GenBank genome assembly.